Messenger RNA from Abrus precatorius (Indian licorice), 531 nucleotides. RefSeq lists its product as uncharacterized. The transcript has 2 exons. The record is from RefSeq and is a predicted model, not a curated record. Gene Ontology annotation, molecular function: nucleic acid binding. Bases 1 to 531 code for a protein of 176 amino acids. NCBI's taxonomy places the organism in Eukaryota, Viridiplantae, Streptophyta, Magnoliopsida, Fabales, Fabaceae.
AUGAAGUACAAGUUGGAGAAGCUAGUAGAUAUGUAUGUAAGAGAGAUAGUCAGAUUGCAUGGAGUGCCAACUAGUGUUGUGUCAGACAGAGAUCCAAGGUUUACAUCAAGAUUUUGGGAGAGUCUACAGAAAGCCUUGGGCACUAAGUUAAAACUUAGUUUAGCUUAUCAUCCACAAACUAAUGUUUCACCCGUGACUGGAGUUAGAAGACCUCUAAAAUCCAGGAAGUUGUCUCCUAAGUUUAUUGGGUCAUUUGAAGUGCUAUGUAAAGUUGGUCUUGUUGCUUAUGAGAUUGCUUUACCUCCAAAUCUCUCAAACUUGCAUUCUGUAUUUCAUGUAUCUCAGCUUAGAAAGUAUAUUCCUGACCCUACUCAUGUGAUAGAACUUGAUCCUAUUCAAGUGAGAGAGAAUUUGUCAUAUGAUGUACAACCGGUGAAAAUUGUUGAUCGUCAUGUUAAGAAAUUAAGGGGUAAGGAUAUUUCACUAGUUAAAGUAAUAUGGAAUACUAAUGAUGAUGGAGACACCACAUGA